AUUUAUAUUUCACCGCCAUUUUACAUCAACCCAGGCAGAGAUUAGAUUACGAAGAUGACGGCUCAAAUGGAAAACCAGCUUUGCAAGCUAUUUGUCGGCGGUCUUAACGUCCAGACUACCGACGAUGGGCUACGAAACCAUUUCGAGCAGUACGGCAAGCUCACGGACUGCGUGGUGGUGCAGAACCAACAAUUGAAGCGCUCGCGUUGCUUCGGUUUUGUGACCUACUCGAGUCCGGAUGAGGCAGACUCCGCCAUGUCGGCCCGACCUCACAUUCUAGACGGCAAUAACGUGGAGCUGAAAAGAGCCGUGGCCCGGGAAGACGCGGGUAAGCCCGAGGCUCUCGCAAAGGUAAAGAAGAUCUUUAUCGGCGGUCUAAAAGACGAUAUCGAAGAGGAUCACCUCCGUGACUGCUUCUCGCAGUUCGGCGCGGUGGAGAAGGCGGAGGUGAUCACGGACAAAGAGACCGGCAAGAAGCGAGGCUUCGGCUUUGUCUAUUUCGAAGAUAACGACUCGGCCGAUAAAGCCGUGGUGCUCAAAUUCCACAUCAUUAACGGCCAUAAAGUUGAGGUAAAGAAGGCCCUCACCAAGCAGGAGAUGCAGGCUGCCGGUAGCCGCGGCGGUGGUCGCGGCGGCCGAGGAGGCGGAAGGGGGAUGGGCAGACCGCAGAACGGCUACGGCGGGCGCGGUGGAGGAUACGGCAACUACGGUGGCGGUGGCUAUGGGGGCAACGACGGCUACGGUGGUGGCUAUGGAGGCGGAUACGGUGGCGGGUAUGGGGGAGGCUACGGGGACCAAAUGGAAGGCUACGGCGGUGGUAACGGCUACAAUGACUUUGGCAGCGGCUAUGGCCAGCAGUCCUCUGGCUAUGGCCCAAUGAAAGAGGGUAAACAAUGGAAUGAUUUAAGUAAAAUCCCACUUCUAAGCGCAGCUGCUUGAUGAACCUCUGCUGCAGCUGUGAAUCCAGUUGCUUUGAAAAAUGAAGGAUGAACUCUUCCAAUGACUUUGUCUGGCAGAGUUUGCUUUUCAACAUGUAUGCAAGAUGCCUGUGGGCCUACAAGAAGCAAGAAUGUCUAUGACCAACGGUGAUUGCAGGAUGAUGCCGUUCUAUGUCCCUGGGAGAUGGCUUCAAAUGGAUCUUUUGACUGUAGCUGAAUCGGAAGGAAAAUUGAAUCAUUGUACUUGUGCUUAUGGAAAAGAAUGAACAUUUCAAUGAAUGUUUGAUGUGAUUUCAAUAAAACAAAUAAAAUUGA
Messenger RNA from Danio aesculapii, 1253 nucleotides. RefSeq names its product heterogeneous nuclear ribonucleoprotein A0a (gene hnrnpa0a). Gene Ontology annotation, molecular function: RNA binding. The transcript has 4 exons. The coding region runs from base 55 to 939 and encodes 294 amino acids. The record is from RefSeq and is a predicted model, not a curated record. Lineage: Eukaryota; Metazoa; Chordata; Actinopteri; Cypriniformes; Danionidae.